GGUGGUUCUACCAUUUCUAAUGUGUGGGAAGAUUUUUUUUCUUUUUUGCAUGAAUCUGUUGUGUUGCUAGGUUUUAAACUGUCUAUUUUAUUGCACUGCUGAACUAUGUUUAUGUUCAUUUAACUGCAUGGCUUACAUUGCCUUUCUCAAGCAGUGGUGCGCCAUGUUUGUGUCCUGCAAAACCUUGGCAGGGAAUAGUCCGGCAAUUCUGCUGAGAGAUUUAAGAACAAAAUGGAAUAGCCAUUCAAGGCUCUUAUGCUCGAUUGUUUCUUGUAAUUGGAGAUGUAGUUCUCUCAAAGAAACGGAUUAACCUCGGUUGACAUCCAAUUAAAUCAUACGCUUUCAGGAAAUGUUGUUGAACAGUUUUAAGUUAAUCUAGAGAACAAGCUGGCAUUUUGCUUUGCUAGUAAAGAGACGAGCAUCCAAGUUCUAGUCUAGCUGGGCUGAAGUGCUGAACAUAUAUAGGACCCAAUUUGGUUCAAGGAUUGAAAGGCCUUGUAAAUACCCCGCAUCCUUAUAUCCGCAUAGUUCCUAAAGCAGCACCAGCAUGUCCUCUUUAGAACAUGGAAGAAGCGUCGACCGUGUCUCUAGAUAUUGUCUGAAUUUAGACUUUCCAGUUGUUUCUUAUCGUAAUAUAAACAGUAUUAAAAGAAGUUGGGCUAGUCCGUCACUUUUCCAUAGCCUUCUCUGGAUAUUUCUCCCCUCUUCUGGCAGUAUUAUUAGUAGAUAAAACAGAAGGAACGGAAUGAAAAAGUAGAAAUAAGGUCAGUUAUAUGGUGUUGUGAAACAGCUUUUAAGUUUGCAGGAAGAGGUUGCAAAAGAAGCAUCUUUUAGAAUGGAUGUAUACAAGUUCUGCCCUCAAUGGUUAGCCUCUCCUUUCUUGCUAUUCAUUCAGAGCAAACCUAGUCCUAACCUAUCCAGGAGUAGAUAAAUUGUGAUUAACAACGAAUAUCAGGACUUCAUUUAACUUCAAUUUCUCCACUUCUUCACCAUGUUAGCUAUUCAAUAGUGCGCAACUUUCCAAACUUUCCAUUAGGUCUGUCAGCAUUUACUCAUGCUGGUUGUAAGUGGGGGAGCCCUCAUUCUUAAAAGUCGAUUCAGCGUAAAUUUCUUAAUUCGACGGGAUCUAAUAUGAUUCUAGUAUAUCUCAUCUAGGAUUAAAUAUCUGCCAACGCCUGAUUUUAAAUCUUAAUUAAGUUUACUGCAAAAGACCCCCAAAGAGAGUAUCUCUCUGAAAGCUCCACAAGGGUAAAUAUUGCAACUUUGCUGUUGAUGGCUAGUAUUGAUCACCAUCGUAUCUGUGCAUAAGCAUAUUCUCGUUCAGGACUCUGUUUUUGUUAAAUAAGGUUGUUUAUGGAUUUUGUAAAUUUCAGCAAUAACAUUCUCUAUCCCAAGGAAGAUAAGAUGCAGAAGAUUCUCCUCUAUGCAUGCCGCAGCUGUGAUCACCAGGUCCCUCCCCCUCUUCUUCACUGAUACAAUCGAUAGAAAUGAUUGCUAUUCGUAAGAAAACCAGCCACGUUACUUUUUUUUUCUUGAAAGCAUCGAAUUGAUUCCUUGUUCAAUCAUUUUUGUAAGGAUGAAGAUGUGUUGAUGGGAUGAAUCAAAAAAACAUAGAAGCAGGGAGAUAUUAGGAACUCUGGAGGAAUGAAACAUACAUGAAAAACAUGGGAAGACAAAAUUGUAAGCUUAGGAAAGUAGCAUCCAAAUCUAGAUAAGUGAGACUUGAUCUCCAUCUAGAUUCCCCGAUGGAUAUGCGGAGAAGACAGUACAAUUUAGAGAAGGCGCCAUCAAUACUGCUCAUCGAAUGGGUGAUGGAACAAGCUGGAAGAUUUUCCUAACCUUUAUUUAAGUGCGUUAUUUGAAACUCUUUAUCUUUCUUGUCUCGUGUGACCAUGUUCUCUGAUCAUCUAGCUGGGUGGCAUCUGAUGAUUGAUCCACUUUGCCAGUGUUAAGUGAUAUAGCAAUGAUAGAUGGGAAAUAUGGAGGUUGCUGGUAAUAAUCGUGUCUACAGAAAUGAGAUAUAUCACCAUGCUGCAGAAUACACACAAGUGUUGCAGGAUGUGGCUUCAGACCCCGCUCUGCCUCGGACUAAAUCUGUUUGUUGUGCUGUAUGCGGCUAUGGGGAAGCUGUAUUCUUACAGGCAACCGCGGGAGAUGAGGGCAUGACAAUGUUUUAUGUCUGCUGCAACCCAAACUGCGGGCAUCGGUGGAGAGAUUGAAACUUGUUUACCCAGAAUUUAAAGCUCUCAAUGCUGAUGCAUAUGGACUUGUGUUAUUUCACCCCCUGAAUCCAAAUAUGACUGAUGCAGAUACAGACUUGUGUUGUUUUA
This is a messenger RNA of Populus trichocarpa (black cottonwood), 2330 nucleotides long. RefSeq names its product DNA-directed RNA polymerases II, IV and V subunit 9B. Bases 1971 to 2219 code for a protein of 82 amino acids. Gene Ontology annotation, biological process: DNA-templated transcription; transcription-coupled nucleotide-excision repair; maintenance of transcriptional fidelity during transcription elongation by RNA polymerase II. The transcript is spliced from 3 exons. The record is from RefSeq and is a predicted model, not a curated record. Gene Ontology annotation, molecular function: DNA-directed RNA polymerase activity; zinc ion binding; nucleic acid binding. Lineage: Eukaryota; Viridiplantae; Streptophyta; Magnoliopsida; Malpighiales; Salicaceae. Gene Ontology annotation, cellular component: RNA polymerase II, core complex.